UUGAAAUAAACAUUUUCAGUGUUUCAUUACUUUAUAAAUGUCUUUAUCGACACUUUUAAUUUAAUGCAUCCUUGCUGAAUAAAAGUAUUCAUUUCUUAAAAUAUCUUACUGACCCCAAACAUCUGAACAGUAGUAUACAUAACACUGUGUUGUUUUAUACACUUUUUGUGUCAUGAGAUUAUGCACUAAAACACCUGACCCUUAAGGAAGAUUGUUGGUCAGUUCCCAAAGGGUAGGAAAGGUACUGUAUAAUAAAUCAGUAGAAAAUUGUUUUGCUAUUAUUGCACAUAGGCUCUUAAGGUUUUCUCAGUCCAAGUACAGACAUUCUUUAACCAAGAUAUAUUUAAUAUUCAGACUUUAUGUUUUCUGGUUCUCAGUGUGUGCUUGAGUAUGACUAAUCUUAAAUAUGUGCACUUGGGUUGUCUGUUAGGAUUAGUACUGAAUAAGAUUGUAUUUGAACUGAGGGUGUGUCAGUGUCAUGAAUUAUUAUUCACUGCUGAACAGAACAAGUGUCAGAUUUCACUUUGUGCUGAUUUAUAUUUACACUCCUCAUGUAAACUCUUUUUGGUUGCCGUGUAGUUGCUCUGUUGUCUUGUUGUGCUUAUAUAAGUGGAGAGGGCUGUGAUUACCCCCGAGAGAGUAUCAUUUAUACAAUGUAUAAUACAAACUAUUUACUUGAAUAAGAAAUUAUUUCUGUACUCAAUUUAAAUUUAAUAAUAAAGAUUAAAGCAGACAAAUGCUCUGAUUUAUUUUUUAUUUUUUUGCUAUCAAUAAGCAAUUAUGCAGUUAUUAACAAUAAGCAAUUAUGGUUUGGCUUAUCUUGGCUAGAUAAACCCAUCUUAAUUUUUCUGGUUAAUGUUUGCAGAAAAGUCCAAUAUUAUUGGUCAUUCCACAAAUUCGUUUAAAAAAAAUAGAAAACACAUUCCAUCAGACAAAGAAUGUAUUAAAUGUAUUUAAGUGUUAAUAAAUUGCAUUCUGUUAUUUCAGGCUAUAUGUAUAUGUAUAGCUAUUUACCUUGAAAAGUUUUCUCUUAAAAAGAGAAUUAAAAAAAAGAAGUAUAUUUCUAUAUAUGUGUUUAGAAAAUGCCUAUAAUGAUAGUAAAUGUUGGUCAGCUUUUUCAUUGUUAAAAUCCUUGUUUACACAUGCUCACGAGUGAAACAAAGGGCUGCACAUAUAUGAAAUCGCCCAUAUUAUGAUUGAUAGAUCCGCUAAACAGCGCUCUCUGCUGGCCACUCGAAGAACUUGCGCCAAACAGCGUUCACAGCUGGUGAGCCGACGUAGCGUGCAACGUCAUGAUCGCACAACAUACAGUAGCAAUAUGAGAUAAAAACGUUUUUUUUUUAUGCACACUACCUCGUUUUAAGCUAACUAUGCGGUUAUUAAAUGUAUUUUCUAAAUCGUUUCUCAUUAUUCGCAAUCGUAAUGGAACUGAAAACCGCCCACAAGUGUGAAAGUGAACCCAAAACUGAGCUUGGGACAAAAUGCAACGCGAGAAGCUAAUGAUGACCUCAGAGGCUCACCCCAUCUAUAGAACCGUAGCAGUGCAUUUCUGCCUGUUGUGCUGUGAUCUUGGCAUCUGGGCUUGUGUGUGGACGGCCCUGCUGUGGUUGGAUGGAGAGGGCAGUCUGGAUCUAUGGGGCCUGUGGGCUCUCAGGGCCAUCAGCUGUGUUGUGCUUUAUUCAUUGAGCACAAUUUUUGCUGACGGAAGCGUUCAGCUUCUCCUGAAGCGCUGGGUUGUCCUACUGAGCUUCCUACCUCCAGUGUUUGACAGUAUGCAGACAAUGCUGCACGGUACCAUGAGAGGCUUCACUCCUGUUCCUGAUCCUGGCAUGGUGAUCCUGAGCUUAGCUACAUCUACCCUCAUAUAUAUGGUGUGGGAGAUGGCCUUCCCACAUGGUGGACCAUCUAAGGGUACCAGAAACCAGAAGAAAGAUGAAGAGGCCAAAGCACUCCUAAUGAGGGUCAUUCGAUACUCCAAGCCUGACUAUCUUCAUCUAGGGGCUGCGUUCCUCUUCCUCAGCCUGGCAGCACUGUUUGAGACAUUCAUCCCAUACUGCAUUGGCAAAGUUGUUGACAUAUUGAGUGGAAAGUACCAGCACACCAAUUUCUCAUGGGCUAUUGGACUCAUGGCACUGUGCUCACUUGGAAGUUCUAUGUUCAGUGGUAUGCGCGGCGGGAUGUUCAUGUGUAGCCUCAGCAGACUCAACAAAAGAAUACGACACAUGCUGUUCCAGAACCUCAUGAAGCAGGAGAUAAGCUUCUUUGAAGAAAACAAACCAGGUAGUCUCACGUCACGCUUGACCUCUGACACUGAUAAAAUGGGUCGUUCUGUGGCCAUGAAUGUGAAUGUGUUACUGCGGAGUUUGGUGAAGACAUGUGGCAUGUUGUUCUUUAUGCUGCGCCUAUCCUGGCAGUUAACCCUCCUCACCUGCAUCGAAAUGCCACUUCUUGCUUUCAUUCAAAAUUCAUACAACAACAUCUCCCAGAAAAUAGCUAUAGAGCUUCAGGACUGUAAUGCAGAGACUACAGAGUUGGCAUCUUCUGUCAUUGGGUCGAUGAAGACUGUGCGCAGUUUUAAGGCAGAACAUCAGGAGCAGCAGCGAUAUGAACAGACUCUGAACCGGAAGCUCCAGGUUCUGAGGUGUAAAGGCAUAUACAGUGCCAUCCAUCUCUUAAUACGCAGGUUCAUUACAGUAGGCUUGAAGGUAGCAAUGCUGAUCCAAGGCCGAAAUCUCAUCUCCUCUAGACAGCUUAGCAGCGGCAGCCUCCUUUCAUUUGUGUUCUAUCAGAAGGACAUGGUGACCAACAUGAGGCAUCUUGUAUAUAUCUACGGAGACAUGCUGAAUACUGUGGGAUCAGCAGUGAAGGUGUUCCAGCUGCUUGACAGGAAGCCACAGAUGAGAGAGGCAGGUGAUUUGGCCCCAGAGAAGGUUGAGGGAAGACUAACCUUUGAAAAGGUCACCUUUUCCUACCACUCACGCCCUAACGAAAAAGCACUUAAGUCUGUUACAUUGGAAUUGAGUCCAGGGAAGCUGACGGCAUUGGUAGGACCCUCUGGUGGUGGGAAGACCUCUUGUGUCUGCUUGCUGCAGAGGUUCUAUGAGCCACAGGAGGGUGAGCUGUUACUGGAUGGAGAACCUCUGUACCAGUACCAGCACCAGUACUUGCAUAAAAAGGUGGCAAUGGUAUCCCAGGAUCCUGUGCUUUUCUCUGGCUCUGCGAGAUAUAAUAUUGAAUACGGUUUAAAGGACUGCACACUUGAAAGAGUAAAAGAAGCUGCUCGGAAAGCCAAUGCACACAACUUUAUAAGCAAACUGGAACAAGGAUAUGACACAGAUGUUGGCGAGUGUGGUGGCCAGCUGUCCGCAGGGCAGAAACAAUGCAUUGCUAUAGCCAGAGCUCUGAUAAGGAACCCACAGAUUCUCAUCUUGGACGAGGCCACCAGCCACAUGGACUGCAGCACACAACAAGCUGUUCAAGAUGUGCUCAAUAACAUAAAGGAUCAGACAGUACUGGUGAUAGCUCAUCGUUUGGAGACUGUAGAGAAAGCGGACCACAUUAUCUUCAUGGAGGGAGGUGAAGUCGUGGAGCAGGGAACACACCAGCAGCUCAUGGCCAAAGAAGGAAGAUACUAUCGGCUCAGAGAAAAGCUUUUUAAUCUGGAGACACAACCAGCGGACUAAAGUAUCAGAUAUGCGGAUAUAUUUUAAGUUUUACAAAGACUUUAGUACACACUCACAGACAUAUUGUGGGUAAAUAAUUCGUUUUGAUGAAUUGUAUGCUUCAGGACGAGUGUAGACCUUAGUUUUUUUAAAUGUUUUUUUUUUCUCCAUACCUCUUUUUAUAUAAACAGUGUUUUAUUGAUUAUGGAAUAAGUGGUGAUGAAUGGGACACACAAAAAGGAAAGUAUGGGAUUUGUAUCCUAAAAGUAAAACAGUAUGGAAUAACAACCUCUACUGUAUUAAAAAUAUAUGUUAUAAAGAACUAUGAUGGUGUUCUUCAGAGAAUGACCAGUGGAUUUGCCCUCAGCUGCAGAAAAAUACGGAACAGGAUCUCAGAGUUCUUAUUCGUCUUCAUUGUGCCACCAAGAGCUGCUUGAUUCUGAGCAUCCUGAAGCUCUUUAUAAAGAGACUGACAAUAGAAAAAAAAAAAAAUUAUAUUGUUGCAUGUGAUGUAAGCAAAACUGUCUGUUACAUGUAAAUCAACACUAAUCAGUGUAAAAGUGUAAUAAACAGAUAAACUGAUGGGAAUCAGAUCUACCUCAA
This is a messenger RNA of Cyprinus carpio (common carp), 4265 nucleotides long. RefSeq names its product antigen peptide transporter 2-like. The transcript has 12 exons. The coding region runs from base 1482 to 3683 and encodes 733 amino acids. NCBI's taxonomy places the organism in Eukaryota, Metazoa, Chordata, Actinopteri, Cypriniformes, Cyprinidae. Gene Ontology annotation, molecular function: ATP hydrolysis activity; ATP binding; ABC-type oligopeptide transporter activity. Gene Ontology annotation, biological process: transmembrane transport. The record is from RefSeq and is a predicted model, not a curated record. Gene Ontology annotation, cellular component: membrane.